GUUUCCCGAGCGGGCGCCGAACUGGCUGCUGGAAGGAGGCUUUUUUAAAUACAUAUUUUUAAUCGCCCGCCGCCUUCAGGGGAGCCGUUGAUUGGUUCGCUCGCUCGCUCCGUUAUUUGGGAGCGGGUGGAGAAGAGGGAGGUCUCGUCACGGUCGACCCGGUGAUGGCGACAGUUCGGCAACAGCAUGUGGAAGAUACAAUGGUUUGCGACUACAGGACACUUUCUGCUUUUGGAGAAAAAACGGUAGAUCAUGAUGUGAACAUCAUUAACCCUGCACAUCUUUCGAGACAUGUUGUAUCCCUCAGACGAAACCUGUUUAGUCAGACCCCAGCUAUGAGAAUGAUUCAAAGAACUCUUCACUUGCAGGGAAAUGCUGAUCCUCAAAUAAGCUUGCUUCUGUGUAAGCAGUGGACUUUAUACACUGUCACUCCUCUGUACAAAUUCUCUUAUGGACAGCUGAAAGAAUAUUCUAGACAAUUGAGUCGCUUUAUUGCAGCUGAAAGUCAAAGGAGACCUGUGGAAAUUGAAUACGAACUUCAAUUUAAAGUGAAGUUCUCUUCAUUCUCAGCUUUGAAAAUCACAGAACAGGAGCCAGAUGCAGUUCUCAUUCAAAUCACGAAGAUGCCUCAGGUGGCAGCUAAAAAUGCAGAAGAGAAAGUGGUGUGGAUGGGCUGGUUUACUUGUACUGGUGGAGAUGACCUUUUUGAGACUGUUGAUGAGGAGUUUACUUUUUUGCCCUUGUUCCUUGUGAAUGGGGCAAAGGCUCUCACGGUCCUUGUAGAAACUUGGCUUCAACAGACCUUUGACUGCUGUUUGAGUCCCUUGCACAUCACCCCUAUCAGUCUUUCCUGGAUGGCUGCAAUGUGGUCUGGGUGCCCUAUGGACAAUCCUGCGGUUCCAACAGAGCUGACUUUUUCUACACUUGGCACAGCUUACCCUCUGGAUAUUUCCUAUGCUAUCCACCCUGAAGAUGCAAAAGCCCUUUGGGAUUCAAUCCAUAGCACUCCAGGAGAAGUCAAGCAAGAAGAAGUGGAAUUAUUCAUGGUGUGUCUUUACAACCACUUCCAUAGACACUUCAAGAUCUACCUGUCAGGCACAAUACUGGUGAAAGUCUCCACAUCAAUAGGUUCUGCCAAUUCUGUUGGGAAAAUAAAGAUUUUUCAUGCUCAACAUCUGAUAUCAUUGAUGGCAUUCCUAACAGAACUGGCAGUUUUAAAAAUAUGAUUGAAGUGUUGUACCAUCUAUGCUUUUGCUAUAGAAAGUAUAUCCAGUACAAAGAUGA
Zootoca vivipara (common lizard) is the source of this 1284-nucleotide messenger RNA. It is a transcript of the gene CENPL, whose product is annotated as centromere protein L. Lineage: Eukaryota; Metazoa; Chordata; Lepidosauria; Squamata; Lacertidae. The record is from RefSeq and is a predicted model, not a curated record.